AUGGCACCGUAUGAGGCAUUGUAUGGAAGGAAGUGUCGAACGCCACAUAAUUUGUAUGAAUUGAAAGAUCUGGAGGUUUAUGGUCCAGACUUGAUGAAAGAAGUUAAAGAAAAGGUUCAGGUAUCACUUUGGAAGAAAGUACUUCGUUUUAGGCGUAAAGGAAAACUCAGUCCAAGGUUUAUUGGACCCUAUGAAGUUCUGAAAAGAGUUGGACCAGUGGCAUAUCAAUUAGCGUUACUGCCAGAGAUGAAAAAGAUCCACAAUGUCUUUCAUGUGUCUAUGCUUCUGCAUUAUCGAUCAGAUCCUACGCACAUUAUAACUCCGGAUGAGAUAGAAAUUCAAUCUGACCUAACUUAUAAGGAAGAACCAGUGCAGAUUCUAGCAUAUGAGAACAAGCAGUUAAUGAACAAGACGAUUCCACUAGUUAAGGUUCUUUGGAGAAAUCAUAAAGUGGAAGAAGAUACUUGGGAACCUGAAUAA
This is a messenger RNA of Hibiscus syriacus, 480 nucleotides long. RefSeq lists its product as uncharacterized. Bases 1 to 480 code for a protein of 159 amino acids. The record is from RefSeq and is a predicted model, not a curated record. The transcript has 2 exons. Lineage: Eukaryota; Viridiplantae; Streptophyta; Magnoliopsida; Malvales; Malvaceae.